Messenger RNA from Nannospalax galili (Upper Galilee mountains blind mole rat), 939 nucleotides. RefSeq names its product olfactory receptor 6C2. Gene Ontology annotation, biological process: G protein-coupled receptor signaling pathway. The coding region runs from base 1 to 939 and encodes 312 amino acids. The record is from RefSeq and is a predicted model, not a curated record. Gene Ontology annotation, cellular component: membrane. NCBI's taxonomy places the organism in Eukaryota, Metazoa, Chordata, Mammalia, Rodentia, Spalacidae. Gene Ontology annotation, molecular function: G protein-coupled receptor activity; olfactory receptor activity. The transcript has a single exon.
AUGAGAAACCACACAGUCAUCACAACUUUCAUCCUUCUGGGCCUGACAGAUGACCCACAACUGCAAGUUCUGCUUUUCAUUUUUCUAUUUUUCACCUACAUGUUGAGUGUAACAGGGAACCUGACUAUUAUCAUCCUCACCUUGGUGAACUCCCACCUUAAAACACCUAUGUAUUUUUUCCUCAGAAACUUUUCUUUUUUGGAAGUUUCAUUUACCACCGUGUGUAUUCCUAGAUUCCUAUACAGUAUAUCAAGUGGAGACAAUACUAUUACUUACAAUGCUUGUGCAAGUCAAAUAUUCUUUGUUAUUCUCUUUGGAGCAACUGAAUUUUUUCUCUUGGCAGCCAUGUCCUAUGACCGCUACGUGGCCAUCUGUAAACCCCUUCAUUAUAUGACCAUCAUGAGCCACAAGGUGUGUACGUUACUAGUCCUCUCCUGUUGGGUAUCUGGCUUAAUGAUUAUCAUCCCACCCCUUAGCUUGGGCCUCCAGCUUGACUUCUGUGACUCCAAUGCCAUUGAUCAUUUCAGCUGUGAUGCAGGUCCCCUUCUAAAGAUCUCAUGCUCAGACACGUGGGUAAUAGAACAGAUGGUUAUACUUGUAGCUGUGUUUGCACUCAUUAUUACCCUAAUCUGUGUGUUUCUGUCCUAUACGUACAUCAUUAGAACAAUUCUGAGAUUCCCCUCAGCACAGCAAAGGAAAAAGGCCUUUUCCACCUGCUCGUCACACAUGAUUGUGGUUUCCAUCACCUAUGGAAGCUGCAUCUUUAUCUACAUCAAGCCAUCAGCAAAGGAAGAGGUGACCAUUAACAAAGGAGUAUCAGUUCUCACUACUUCUGUUGCACCUCUGUUGAAUCCUUUCAUCUACACCUUGAGGAACAAGCAAGUGAAAGAAGCUUUCAAAGACUCCAUGAAGAGGAUUGCAUUUCUCUCAAAGAGCUAG